Molecule: messenger RNA, 699 nt
Organism: Pleurotus ostreatus (oyster mushroom)
Lineage: Eukaryota; Fungi; Basidiomycota; Agaricomycetes; Agaricales; Pleurotaceae
Exons: 5
Coding region: 1-699 (232 amino acids)
Source: RefSeq, a predicted model, not a curated record
AUGUCGAACAUCACGUCCGCCACUCUCAAGCAGCUAAAAUCCCUUUACCCAUCAAGAUCUCUCUUAGGCAACCCAUGGUACAUAGCUGCAUCCGUUGCUUUUAGUGCCUCAAACAGACCCGAUGGUGUCACCUCAGUAUACAAGUUCGUCGCAGACGAGCUUAACGCACAAGUCGCUUCCCGGGAGGACCACCGGCUUCUGCUGAGAAGGCUGAAAGACGCGGUAUUCAAAGCCGGGCUUUCGAGCGGUUACCCGAAGACGAUAAACAGCUUGAUGGCACUCAACGAAGCCGCUCCGGAAGAUUUGCAUGAUACGGAGACGCUCCGAGACACAGCUACACCCAUACCCGUGCUUGAGGAAGCCGGCGUGCGUUUCUUCGAGAAAAUCUACGGUGAGACAGCCGAGCCCGUGCAAAAGCUCCUCGACAGCGUCUAUCCAGACUUGGGAUGGUUCUCCAAGACGAUCGGAUACGGUCUGGUGUACGGGCACACGUCUGUCCUGACGCCUGUGGAGACGUCGUAUGUGCUUGUGGCGAGCAUCAUCGCUGCAGACACGCCGUUGCAGAUUAAUUGGCAUCUUGCGGGGGCACGGAGGCAGGGGGCGAGUUUAGAGGAGGUGAAGGCAAUCAGGCAGAUUGCGAUGGAGUCUGCUGCCCUCGCUGGGGUCUCGUGGCGCGACGGUGUCCCAGAAGUUGUCUGA